Syzygium oleosum is the source of this 1250-nucleotide messenger RNA. Its product is annotated as alpha-N-acetylglucosaminidase-like. The record is from RefSeq and is a predicted model, not a curated record. The coding region runs from base 378 to 752 and encodes 124 amino acids. The transcript has 6 exons. Lineage: Eukaryota; Viridiplantae; Streptophyta; Magnoliopsida; Myrtales; Myrtaceae.
CCGACCGGAGUCCAAUAGGGCAUCCCCAUCGGUUCGAGAAACGGCUGCUGAAGGCGUUCUUCAAAGAAUGCUUCCUUUCCAUUCACACAGCUUCCAACUCAAGAUCGUACCCAAGGAUGUUUGUGGUGGAAAGAACUGCUUUUUGAUUGAAAAUUACGGGGAGAAUGAUGGGCCUGAGAUAAUGAUCAAAGGUACCACAGCAGUUGAAUUAGCAUCUGGCUUGCAUUGGUACUUGAAGUAUUGAUGCGAUGCUUAUGUUUCCUGGGACAAGACUGGUAGCAUACAGGUGGCUUCUGUUCCUAAGGCAGGAUCCCUGCCUAGGCUGAAGGGCAAGGGUGUGAUGAUUUAGUGACCCGUCCCAUGGAGCUAUUAUCAAAAUGUCGUUACAUCAAGUUAGUCUUCUAUCUGGUGGAAUUGGAGUAGAUGGGAAAAAGAGAUCCUGGAUCGCUUUGCAAGGAGUUCACCUACCAUUGGCCUUUACUGGACAAGAAGCCAUUUGGCAAAAAGUUUUCAUGGUGACAUUUCACAUGAUCCUGUAUAAAAUUGGUGACAAAGUAAAAGCAGUUCUUAGUGUUGAUUUCGCCGUAACAACUCAUACUGAUUGGUGGGGUGACCCAUUAUCACAGAACUUGUUGGAUCAACAGGUAACUUGCAGUAACAGAUAUUGUCCUGGAGGUCAACUCUUUUCCAGUUUAGAAUUCUUGAUAAUCCAGUUCUUCCAUCCUUCUCUGGGAAUGUUCCAGAAGCAUUGAAGAAGAUACAUUCUUCAGCUAAUAUAACUAGACUCGGGACUGGUAUGGCUCUUUCUCUGUUUGUAAUUUCUUAAGUGUUGACUUUGAUGACCUUUUCACUCUUAUAUUGUCCUCCCAUGCAUCCCUUUUGUCUUCCUGCUUGGGUUCGAUAAGUUCUUCAUCUAGAUGUAGUUUUUGUUAAGAUGCUACACAUGGCAUUUUUUAAUUUCCUUGUCAAUUAUAAGACUUGUAAAACAAAUAGAGAAAAGGUCAAAGGCAUUAUUUUGUUUUACUACCUGGAAGAGGAUAGUCAAGAAAUUUGGUCGACAAUAUUUCUCAACGUCCAAGAUAUGAUGUAUCUGAUACAUGCUAGCAAUAAAGAAAUCUUAUGCUAUUCGGAAUGUUCCUUACAAUGCAAGAGAUGCUCUUUGAGUGGCUACUCAGAGAUGAAUAAGAUUGGUUACUUGGAAACUGAACUGAAUUGCACUAGCAUCUUCUGAUGUGAGCUUUCAUCCGCAA